This is a messenger RNA of Dreissena polymorpha, 704 nucleotides long. RefSeq lists its product as uncharacterized. The transcript is spliced from 4 exons. The record is from RefSeq and is a predicted model, not a curated record. The coding region runs from base 190 to 525 and encodes 111 amino acids. NCBI's taxonomy places the organism in Eukaryota, Metazoa, Mollusca, Bivalvia, Myida, Dreissenidae.
AAGAAAUUGUAGGACUUGUCUAUUGAUAUAUGAAAAAUAAGAUCCCUCGAUUAGAUUUCUAGUACAAGGAAGGAUUACGAACCUAUUUACAGUUAGUUAAGCUUCCUUGUGUUCGACGAAAACAAAACAAAACGGUUCAUAGUCACAGUAGAUGUAAGGUGCUCUUUCAGGUUGCGCUAAAUUAUAAAGAUGAGCAGAAAUGUUUGGGUACGACUAUCUGACUUCCGAUGUCCUUCGACACAAUGUCCAUCAAAAAAGCCGUUAAAAUGGCGUUGCUUCAAGGAUGACGAGCCUGUGUUUCUUUCACAGCGAGGGGUCAUCAAAUGUCGCAGCGAUGAACAUCGAGGUGACCUAUGCCGCUGGGGAUGGAAUUGUGGGUCAGAGUACCACAAGGGGGAAUUCUUCCGGGCCGAUAUGGAGGGAUUCACCUUUGCCCUCUCUCAGGCUGUACAGCUAAUGGGGAGAAUGGGCAGCGAAUGGGUUGGUGAACUCAUAACUUCAAUCGGAAAGCAGUACGACCGUUAAAACAGCCGAUAGAUCUUGACAAUAUGCCAUUGUGACUCUUUACCAUACCAAACACUGAAUAAGCUGUUUACUUGUUAGGAUAUCACGGAAGAUUAUGUGAUAAUUAUUUUAUAAAAAAAACUUGGUCUCAACGACAAGCGUCAUUGUUUUUUGGACAUUAAAUUGUGUACAAAUUGUAA